AUGGGCCAAGCCGCAUCUGACUGGAAGCAGAAAAGAAGCGUCAACACCUUGCUUCAACUUGCCCCGGAGAGGAACCCUGGUCAUGAUGGUUCUACCUCAACCUUUCGACGUGAGACUCUACUUGCUGCUCUCUCAAAUGUUGCAGCCGCAAUCAACAAGAAAAAAGGACACGUAACCAUCAUUGCUGUCGGCGGUGCUGUCAAUACUAUCUACCUCAGGUCCCGUGAGACUACUCACGAUGUCGAUUUUUUCAACAACAACUUGACAGCAGAAGACUUCGAGCGAUUGAAAGCUGGUGUUCGGGCUGCAUCCAAGAUUGACAAGACGUUGACGAGAGACUGGCUAAACAACCGCACAGCAUUCUUCAUUCCCAAGGACAAACAACACUCACUCACUGCACAGGCAUUAAACCAGAGGGAGGUCAUCUUUGAAGAGCCUGGCUUGACCGUACUCGCUGCACCUUGGGAAUACGCCUUCUGUGGCAAAGUCGAUCGCCUGUCCGUGGGUGGACUGCAUAGCGCCCAAGAUUACGACUUGAGCGAUGCUCUUGAAUAUUUGCGCCGAUACUUGACCAAGUCUGAGCUUGAGCAUAUCCCAAAGUCAACUGUUCAGGCGUAG
Fusarium coffeatum is the source of this 618-nucleotide messenger RNA. RefSeq lists its product as uncharacterized. NCBI's taxonomy places the organism in Eukaryota, Fungi, Ascomycota, Sordariomycetes, Hypocreales, Nectriaceae. The record is from RefSeq and is a predicted model, not a curated record. The transcript has a single exon. Bases 1 to 618 code for a protein of 205 amino acids.